This is a messenger RNA of Stylophora pistillata, 1079 nucleotides long. RefSeq names its product caveolin-1. Gene Ontology annotation, cellular component: caveola. Gene Ontology annotation, biological process: caveola assembly. The record is from RefSeq and is a predicted model, not a curated record. Lineage: Eukaryota; Metazoa; Cnidaria; Anthozoa; Scleractinia; Pocilloporidae. Gene Ontology annotation, molecular function: molecular adaptor activity.
AAUUUCGUACCUGUCAGAGCUUUGGACUACACCUAAUUGUUCAGCGAAGAUUUGAUGAAAGGACAGAUCACACCCCAAACAGGAGGAAUGGAGGGCGAAACGCUACUAAACGUCACUGAAGACAGGGAUCCAGAGAAUAAUAACGCUUAUUUGAAGGUGGCUUAUACAGAUGUGAUCUGCGAGCCAACAGCAGUUCGUAGCCCUAAGUGCAUUCACCAGUUUACCAAAACUAUUUAUGAUGGCACUAUCUUUGGCACUUACUGGGUACUGACCAUUGUAUUCGGCGGCCUUCUGUCCUUUGUCUAUGGCUUAACCUGCGGAGCCCUGAGCUUCAUGAUGAUUUGGGUGGCAACUCCUUUUGUCCGCUUCUGGUUGAUCCCAUUGGGAUUGUAUGGUAAAAUCUGGCAAUUUAUUGUUAGAUGCUUCUACGAUCCCCUGUACGAGUCUUGCGGCAAGAUCUUCGCCAAUAUCAACAUAAACUUUAAUGCCAGAGCUAUCCAACAUGUGUAGCUACAUAUCGUUUUCGUAUUAUGCAAAACUACAGCCUUAAUUAACUGCCUGAGAGUUACUCAUCGUUCGACGGUCACUUGAUGGUUAUCACAGUAUUAUGUCAUAUCUAAACUUGAAAAAAAGCCCCCUAUGGAAUAUAAAUUUGCGUUAUUCUCGUCCCAACUAAGUUACUGUUCAGCAUGAUAUUACAGUUUUUUGGCCUUCAUUAAACAUUUACUAUUUCUUUUCAUUUAGUACCAUCUCUCUCUCGAGUAUGUCCGAUACUUGUCCAUUUGCCUCUAGUUCUUUCUCGUGGCUUUCCACUUUGUCGUUUGUGCGUAGAUCUUCAAAAUCAUUGUCGUUCCCCGCUGGUUGAUCAUUUUCUAUCGAGCACUUCAAUUGGUUCCUCGCACCUUUUGACAGAUCUUCUUAGAGUCAGCAACAAAAACAAUAAGUUUCGGGUUUUAUCUACUGAAACCCACUUGAAGUUAUUUCAUGAAAGCAGUAUAGGACCCCUUUCUUCAGUGAUAUGUACAAGGUGAUAAACACUCUUGGAGUCUUGCAAGAACAUUAAAAAAAUUGGUAAAUCA